ACACCAAAAAACUCGCGCAGUGUUUUCAUUUUUUAUUGCGCAGAUCUGGUGAUACAUCUAGCUCAUCAUCAAAUCCAUUGUUUUAGUUGGUAAAGUUAAAUAAUCAUUCCAAAAAUAAAGAAGCAAUUAUGACGAUAAAAACUACAAAAUUAUCAAGACCAGAUUCAAUUGAUUUCGCUGUUGGAAUGUCAACACGACGUGCAAUUUUAACAGUUGGUGUAAUUUUUCUUGGUUCAUUAACAGCACUUUGCUAUGUCUACACAAAUUUCCCAGAGCUUAAAGAACAUGAAAAAAAGCACAUAAAGCUACCAUUCAAUAUUGAAGAUGCUCAAAAUCUUGGUAGACUCUUGGAAAGCUACAAAGAUCUCUACUACUUGGAAGUAUUAGCUGGUCUUUUUGUAACAUACAUAUUUCUUCAAACAUUCGCCAUACCAGGAUCAAUAUUUUUAUCAAUUUUAUCAGGAUUUUUAUUUCCAUUUUACUUGGCUCUUCUUAUGGUUUGCACUUGCAGUGCAAUUGGUGCAUCACUUUGCUAUCUUCUCUCAUCACUUCUUGGCAGAAAAUUACUAUUCAAAUAUUUUCCAGAUAAAGCUACACAAUGGUCUCAAACAGUUAUCAAACACAAAGAUAAUUUAUUAAAUUACAUGUUAUUUUUAAGAAUGACACCUUUAUUACCAAAUUGGUUUAUCAACUUGGCCAGUCCUGUUAUUGGUGUACCAAUGAUACCAUUUACAAUUGGUACAUUCUUUGGUGUUGCACCACCUUCAUUUGUUGCCAUUCAAGCUGGACAAACACUCAACAAGUUAACGUCUUCCAGUGAUGCAUGGUCUUGGUCAAGUGUUAUUAUUUUAUUAAUUUUUGCGCUUUUAUCAUUAGUACCAGUACUAUUUAAAAAAAAUUUACAAAAAAAAUUCGAUUAAAUAUUUAUAACAAUAAAAAAAAACUAUAAAAUUUUAGUAGCAUAUUUUCAUUGAAAUUUUUUAUAAAAUAUCCAAUGUUCAAGAUGUUUUUUCGUACAAAAUUUUUAGAUUAAUUUUAAUGUUGUAUUUUUUAAUGUUAAUUCAUAAAACUCUUGAACGUUAUUUUUAAUUUUUUUAUCAAUCAGCCAUUAAUUGCCAGUUCAAAUUAUUGUUUAACUUAAAAAGACAGCUAAAUUGAAUUUUCAACGUUGAUCGUUGAUUUUUAAAUAAUAAUUUAUUGUCAUGAUUUAAUUUAUAAAUUAAUUACAAAAUUUUCGAUAUUAAAAUACAAAAAAUAUUUAAAUAUUAUUGUUAAUUUAAAAAAGUAGUAUAAAUUGUGUAUAAAAAAUAUUUAUUAUUUUUUUUUUUCUAAUUUUAUUAGCAGUAUGAAGUGAGAUAGCUUAUUGUUAAUUCAGUUGAAUUUGCUGGAUAGCUAGCUGGUCUCCAAUACCACCAAUUGUACCAUACUGAAAAAUUAAAAAAUAAAUAUUUAAUUGUUGACUA
Molecule: messenger RNA, 1463 nt
Organism: Aphidius gifuensis
Lineage: Eukaryota; Metazoa; Arthropoda; Insecta; Hymenoptera; Braconidae
Gene: stas
Product: transmembrane protein 41B
Exons: 3
Coding region: 129-920 (263 amino acids)
Cellular component (GO): endoplasmic reticulum membrane
Source: RefSeq, a predicted model, not a curated record